This is a messenger RNA of Pomacea canaliculata, 3083 nucleotides long. RefSeq lists its product as uncharacterized. The record is from RefSeq and is a predicted model, not a curated record. NCBI's taxonomy places the organism in Eukaryota, Metazoa, Mollusca, Gastropoda, Architaenioglossa, Ampullariidae. The transcript is spliced from 2 exons. The coding region runs from base 1222 to 1764 and encodes 180 amino acids.
GGAAUAUCUUCACUUCUUCUAUCCUUCCAUCACUCUCUCUAACUGAAACUAUUUUAAUUGUCUGUUGUUGUCUUGUGGAGCAUUUGUUAAAUACAAGUUUUCAGGGUAUUGUUUUAAAGGUAGAGCCCCAUUUCACAAUUCCACUAGGAAAGAAGUGUUUUAUACUGUGCUGUCUCGCUAUUCAUUUGCCGACGAAAAUAGAGAUGCAAGCAUCCUCAAGCUUCGGCAGCAGCUAGCAAAACCCAGCGAUUCAGGUUCUAUCGCAGCAAAUGUCUAAAACGGAAUGUGAGCCAUCAGUGAUUAGGUAACACUUUCACAGAAAGGCCAUCUAGCAGAAAACUAGUAGAACGGUCACACAAACACUUGGCAUGACAUCCAAUUGUUAGUUUUUUUAAUUGGGGGCCCAAGAUGCCAAGUGCGAUGCCGAGUGCAGAUAUAUUCUAGCUACAAAUGCCAUCCCCGCUGACAAUUUACUCUCCUGCAAGAAGAAUGUCAAAUGGAACACAUGUUUAACACAUUCAUGUGCACUCAGACUGCGACAGAGGCACUUAACAGUUCCACGCCCAGACAAGGUCGUGUUUGAAUGAAGUUGAGUCACACUUCCUUGAUGGCAUUUUUGUGCUAGUUAUCUUGACAUCCUGCAACUACUGCUGGCAACAACUUCAUAUAUUUACUGUUGGAUGAAAUCUGGGUUUCUAAGCACAAAUCCCAAACACAGGAUUGUGCCACGGAGGAUGGUAAGCAUUCGAUUCAGGUCAUAUUCUGUCUCAAACGCCAUCACCAUAGAAGACGAUAAAAGACACAGCCAGCUGUUUUUAAUCGCCAGCACAUAAAAUAUUUUCGAACUGUUAGACUUGGCAUUUUAAAAGCAUUGAAGAAUAGCUGGUGCUGUGACUCAAAGAAUUUCGACAUACAUCAUUUUUGUGGAGCUUAAAAAUAUAUGAUACGUGUGACGCUGGAAAAACGGACACGGAAGCCAUUGAAAAUAUAACGCUGAUCUUGAUUUUCAAUCAUUGGAAGCUUCAACAUCUAAGCUCUGAAGAAGAUGGGGUUAUGGAGUCCUUGUUCACCCUGGUAACCAGGCCAGCUUGCUGGUGGUCCUGUGCCUAGGCUUCGCGACCAACACGGUGUCCGCUGUCGUCUGGACACAGCAGCUGGGGAACCGGGCAGGGCGCCUUCUUCUUGUCCUGCCUGAGCAUCUCCGACUGCCUCUUCUGUCUGAUGGAGGCCGUUAUGAAAGGAAUGACGCUGACGGAUGUCCUGCGCAGCAGCUGCAGUCACGGUGUUGUGGAAGUGUUGGCCACCUUCUUCGCCAACACAUCCCGGCUGCUGACGGUGGCCGUGGUGGCUCAACGAUGGGUUGCCGUGGCCAGGCCGUUGUCCGUCUCCAGGUGGUGCUCGCCUCGUCGCCGGCUCGUUGUCCUGGCGGGAUUGGCGCCCCUGCCGCUUGGCUACGCGGGGUUUGAGUCCUACGGGCACUGGCUGUAUCGCACGCUCUGCCAGCAACGUUUCAACACCAGCCUCCCCGAGUACGGCCAGUAUGUCAGAAUGUGGAAGUCGGCCAUGUUGUCGUAUCUCAUCUUCCAUGCGCCGCUAAUCGCUGCCAUCUUGUUUCUGAAUGCCAUGCUGCUUUACAGCGUCUGCACUAUCAGAAAGGUACAGACAGGUAACAUUGGAGGAUCCUUGACGAGGACAUGGCCCAGCCAGCUCCAGCGGCAGUAUGACCUUGAUAGUCGCCUGUGUGUCGACCUUUACCCUCCUUGACCUUCUCCUUCUGUUCAUCCGCAAUCUGCAGGCUUCUGGCUACGUUGAUCUGGGGCUGGAUAUGGAGCAACUGUACGACCUGGACGUUGUGCAGCAUUGGGUGUACGUCUCAACGGCUCCAUCAACUUUUUCCUAUACUCCUGUUUUGGCAAAGAGUUUCGGGCUGCCCUAAGAUCAGGUGCCGGAGAGUUUUUGGUGCUGGUGAUGGAUCUGGUUCUGAUUCUGGUUUUCGCGUGCCAGCCAGCCGGGAUGCAGAGAUGGGCACAGUGGCCAACAAGAGUGGCAGCUUGGUAGUGACUACAAGUACCAAACUUGAAUCCGACAUCUGAUGGGCGUCAUGCUUGUGUUUUUGUUUUAUGGGGUAGGGUGAAGAGGGUAUGUAUUUUUGUGUUUGAAUGUGUUUAAGUGAGCGCCAGAGGUUUGCUUGCCUAAUAAAAAAAUGUGAAAAAAAUGUAAAGAAAAAUAAAGCACACACACACACACAUCUGGGCAAUGAUACUUAUGCGAGUCAGAUCAAAUACAAGAAAAUGGUUAAGAAAAGACUAAGGUGAUAAAAUAUGCACAUUAUUUGUAUGAAAGAAAACCAUGAAAGCUGAAUUUUCAAUCACACACAGAUGAAUAAAAAUGGCUUAAGUUUGUUGAUGAAGUCAACCACUUGUAUCAUGCCUUGAGCGGUCGAAACACUUAUAGUUCUAUUUCAACUCUGCACCCAACACACCCAACCAACAAUGUUUCAUGGAAGACAAAUUUUGUUUCACAUCCAGUUAAUCUAAAGCACAAAUAUCAAACAAUCAUGACAAACCUCCAACCUUGAUAAUUAUGAAAAAAUUAGUAAUAAAAUUUCUAUUUCGACUCAUUCAUGCCUAACUUUAACCACCAGACACAAGAAAACACACCCAAGUAGCAGAUCAACUCGAAGUUUUGAAAGUUCUUGUAAAUGAUCUCAAAAGGAGAUAUGGAAAGACAUGGGUAAAUGUAUAGAUUAAAUGUGAGAAAAGUACAUUGAAAAUCACAAUACGGUGAUGAGAACAAUGUACAAGUUCUAUUUUUAGUGACACAAUAGCUACAGCAGAUUCCUCUUAUUAAAUAAGUUGUGAACGAACCUCCUAUGUGAGAAAUAUUUGAUUCUUGUGCUUUAAAUACUAUUUUAUGACGAAUAACAUGUUCUAUAAAUGCUUUAUAGGGAUCAGAGUGAAUUACGACCAUUUAAUUCUGAUUCCAUAAUUAUAUUUUCUUAAUACGAGUAAAAUAUUGCUUUUAUAUAUUUGUAUUGCUUUCAUGUAGUUAUAUAUAUAUAAAGCUUACAAAAACGAGAGAUU